Messenger RNA from Marasmius oreades (fairy-ring Marasmius), 916 nucleotides. RefSeq lists its product as uncharacterized. The transcript is spliced from 2 exons. NCBI's taxonomy places the organism in Eukaryota, Fungi, Basidiomycota, Agaricomycetes, Agaricales, Marasmiaceae. The record is from RefSeq and is a predicted model, not a curated record. The coding region runs from base 39 to 773 and encodes 244 amino acids.
CGCAACCUUGCUCACAACCCUCGAGUCUUAACCUCGCUAUGCGUUCUUUCUGCGUAUCUACUCUGGUCGCCCUUCUCUUGUUUUCGUCUGCCUAUGCCUGUGAAGAGGUAUGCAAGAGCGGUACUAUCUCCAAACUCAUGGAUAAAUACACCACCGACGUGCUAGAACCAUACUUCGCUCGCAAGGAAGAACAGUUUCAAGUCCCUCACUCGCUCGAUCCCCUUCGACACGCUAUUCAAUUGGAGUGUCCCGAUGUCUUGAACGCAAACGUGUUUGGCUACUUCCGUGGAAAAUGUCAGCGUAACGGUAUCGAGCCUAAAGGAUGUCCUAAUCCAGAUUGUCCAAGUCGCUGCGGCACCCCCGGCUCUAUGGUUCACUUCUUCCCCAAACUUCGGCGCCUUGGUUUUGAAUCCAUUCGCACUGUCAUCAAAAACCACACAGAUCCUACCUCUCCUACGUACAAACAAAUUCAAGCUCGUGUUGAACAAGGGCGGGAAUUGCGAAAGAAGGGAGCACCCAUGCGGUUUCAGCCUAGAACAUACGGUAACCGCGAUAUUCCUAUCUCAGUCCUCUACAUGCGGCAACCUUUCGAAAUACAUCCCAAGAUGGAGGACGUAUACAACCACAAGAGAAGCGGAGAUUCCGAUAUCCUGCACGAGUUCGUACCAGGAUUUGAGGCUUCCUGUGGCUACAAAGCCGAAGAAUCGGGGACCGAUUUGAAAAACUGUAGCUGGGAGGCAGAGAUGAAAAACUUCAUUCUACAGUUUCCUUAAGUCACGCUGCAAUUUUUACCUUCCGCCAUCGUUGUAUCAAUCUCUCUUGUAGUUUCAUCUUGAGCUCUCCCUUCGUGUAUACCCCAGUUCUGGAUACCUCUCCUUUCAUCGACACUGUGUCUACUCGAUUUGUACAAUCCGAC